GUCGAGGCGGUGGCGCCGACAGUAACAGCGCUCAGCUCUAGCGCGGAAGCUUGCAUUGUCGGAGAAGGAACCACGCCAAUACCCGCUCGUCUGGUUUGACUAAUCCAGGCACAGGAGUACGUGGACUUUGCGGAGCUUCUUCCAGAAAACUUGGAGCUACUGCGGCGCAUGCAAGCUACAGCGGAACCAGCCAAUCGUCGUCGCCUGCGUCAGAUCACGACACUGCCUACGUGGGUGCAGUGUUUUGCUACGUACGCCGGGAUUCUUCUGCGGAAGCACCCUGCCCGGGCGCAGGAAGUGAUGGCGUACUUGCGGCUUGUAGCGCACGAAGCGCAGUGCCACAGCGGGACAGGCUGGCCGUUAUAUGACGCGCGCUUUCGGCAGUUGGCGGCUUCCAACCGCAGUCUUUCUUGGAGCCAGCUGCACGCGCCUCUCUUUGCUGCGACAAUCUUGGCAAUGGACCAAGCGCCAACGGCGAGGUGUUUUCACUGCCUAGAAGCGGAUCAUGCUCCCGGUUCUUGCGCGUUAGAACCGAACGACGCUCCACCGCAAAUUCUGCGUGAAGCCGGACCAGCCUCGAGAACGCUGUCGGGAGGCGGAUCAAGAUACCGACGUGACAGGCCAUGGGAUGGUCCAAAGCCAAUCUGCCGUAAUUAUAAUUUUAGCAGUUGUGCCGGCUAUCCCGACUGCACGUUUCAGCAUAUUUGCUUGCGCUGUCGAAGCAACCACAGGAUGCGCGAGUGCCCAGAGCAACGCACAGCUACACCGACAGCCUCUGGAAAGCCAGCAGCGUCCAGCAGAGGACAGGACAGCGGAAGGCAAUAAGCCAACAAUAUAUUGUGGCGCUUAGUAUUUGCGCUUGUAAUUGCUGAUUGGAUUGCUUACUUGCAGGAUAUUGU
Corticium candelabrum is the source of this 899-nucleotide messenger RNA. RefSeq lists its product as uncharacterized. Lineage: Eukaryota; Metazoa; Porifera; Homoscleromorpha; Homosclerophorida; Plakinidae. Bases 169 to 825 code for a protein of 218 amino acids. The transcript has a single exon. The record is from RefSeq and is a predicted model, not a curated record.